Molecule: messenger RNA, 492 nt
Organism: Rotaria sordida
Lineage: Eukaryota; Metazoa; Rotifera; Eurotatoria; Philodinida; Philodinidae
Source: the annotation of a GenBank genome assembly
AUGCCUGACGAGGAUCGAUCACUUACUGACGAAGAAAAGAAAGCCCGUAAAAAGGCUGAUCGUGAACGUAAACGUCAAGAAGCUCGUGAUGCAGCUGAAAAGAAGAAACGCUUCGGUUUAACACCUGAAAAGAAGCGUAAACUUCGUCUUUUAAUUAUGAAAAUGGCCACAGAAAAUCUUAAAGGUGAACAACAACGUCGUUUAGAAGCACGUAAAAAUUAUAUUGAACAACAUUUAAAACCACUUGAUAAUCUUAGUUCAAUGAGUGAUGCUCAACUUAAAUCACUUUGUCAAGAACUUCAUAGUCAAUUAAAAUCACAUGAAGAAAGUCGUUAUGAUCUUGAAUUUAAAAUUCGUAAACAGGAUUAUGAUGUCAAUGAAUUAACAAUUAAAAUUAAUGAUAUCAAAGGUAAAUUCGUUAAACCAUCGCUUAAGAAAGUCUCAAAAACUGAACAAAAGUUGAACAAGAUAAAAAAAACCAAAAGAGGAUGA